AUGCUGAGGACAAAACUAGUUUUUAUAUGCUUAAUUAUUUUAUUGAAAAUCAGUUUUUACUUAUCACAUCGUACAGUUGUUGAAACUGAAUCAAGUUUUGUAUACAAAUCUUAUGGAGAUGAUUCUUAUAAUUCUACCGACGAUUUUAACAAUGAAACGUUUCCUUCAGAUUUUGAUGCAUUUCCUGGAAAUUCAUACUUCUCAUAUGAAGAUACAAAAGAUCCAUUUAAAGAAGAAAAUAUAACGAAUGACUAUUAUUCUUAUGAUGAUAAAAGAAAUGAAAUAGAUUCAGAAGGUAAUGGAUGGUAUAAUUAUGAUUUUAAUGGUGAAUCAAACAUGAAUGAUAAAAAUGAUAAUAUAUUCGAUGGACCAGAUGAAAACGAUAAAUAUUAUGGAAUUGAUUUUUAUCCGAGGAGCGAUCGUAAGAAAAUCUUGCGUAGAAAAUAUAGGUCAAAAAGACAAACAGCCACUGAAGCAAGUUAUACAACUCAAAGCUUUAGUACAGAUACGGUGGAUAAGGAAAACCAAACAACGACAGCAGCGACAGUACCGAUGACGUCAACAUCAGGAGGUGUAAAAGAUUAA
Molecule: messenger RNA, 585 nt
Organism: Schistosoma rodhaini
Lineage: Eukaryota; Metazoa; Platyhelminthes; Trematoda; Strigeidida; Schistosomatidae
Source: the annotation of a GenBank genome assembly